GGCGAUCGUCGGUCUGGCCAUCGCCAGGGGUUGGGCUAACAAGGGGCGCUGCCGGGGUUUUCUCAGGCACAACUCUCGGCUCAUUUACCGCUCCGCCCCCUGCCUUGGCGGUUCUGCAGCUUUUCGUCUGUUUUAAACACCCGCCCGUCUCUCCUUUCCAUUACAACCUUUUGCCACACUGCCGCAUUCGCGCUCUCGUCCAUUCUUUUCGAGACCUCGAAUCAGUCGCUCCUUUAAGCCAUCAACAAGGUGAUAUAAGUCACUCUCGCUUCUCAGCAAUCGCAAGCAUCGAUUGCAACCAUCGUCCACUCGACAGCAUCCGGCAUCGCGAUCCGACGAUCAAUUGACAACAUUGAAUCCUAGACGGAUAUCUCGACGAAACACGCAUUUUUUUUGGGAUAGACAAAAAGGGAAUCUCAAUUUACAAUGCUUUUCACUCCGGUUCUUGUGCUCGCCGGCGUCCUCGGCGCGGCUGCCCACCCCUCCGGCCAUGCGCAUCUCCACAAGGACGCGCAUGCCAAGCGUGACGGCCCGGUGCACAUGAAGAAUGUGCACAAGGUGAUCCCAAAGCCCACGACCACCACCGAGGAGGCGAAGGCGACGGUCGCUGCUGCUUCCGUCUCUAGCGCCAAGCCCUCCGCAUCCUCGGAAUCCUCCGAGUACAUCCCGUUCUGCGGCAGCUCCAGCAGCAAAGCCAAGCGGGUUACAUACGACCAAAUCAUGUACACGGGCAACCUGGGCACGACCGAUGGCUGCGAGUGGAACUCCAACCUGAUGGCGGUUCCCGACAGCAUCGCGAAUAAGUACGAUUAUGUCAUGAAGUACACCAACGUGGCGUCGGAGCCGUACCAGGUUAUCUGCGCCAACAAGAUGGGUGCCGACAAGCAGCUCACCGGCAUGUUCAAGGUCGCCGGUCAGAAGCCACUCAUUUUCACCCUCAAGCCCGGCGAGACCAAGACCGUGGUGGCCGAUAAGAACACCCAGGGCGUCUGCGCGUUCGCGCCGAACGAGGUUCCAACUACCGAGUUUGGUCAGUAUGCUGGUGUCUGGGCCGAAUUCGACUUCGCGAACGACAGCAACGAGGGUUGGUCGGGCGCCGACUGCUCGUCUCUGGUUGCGCAGGCUUACAAUAUGGAUGUUCCCGGCUGCCAAAUGUCCGAGGGGGGUGUUGACUCGACCAUUCUUCCCGGCGGCAAGGGCACCAACGCCUACACCAAGGGCAUGGAGGCGCUUGACGGCAUUGGACUCAACAUUGUACCCGGCAAGACCACUAUCAAGGUUUCGGUUGGGUUCAGCGGCUAAAGGGCGCAUCUACUCUUCAGUGUCUUGAUUUGACGGCUUCGCCGCCAGAUACAAUGGCGCCCGACAGGGGUUGAGCCUUCUCUUUCAAUUGGCGCGUGUAUUUGAAUGCUUCAUGUUCAAUAUAUCCACACGGUUUUGCUUCAAGGUUUCGGCUGGUGACUUGAGAAGGACUUCACGUGUAUACGAUCUGUUUGCUUGGACACUCCCAAUCCCAAGGCGCAGUACAUAUGUUAUUCAAUAAUAUGCAUACCACAGCACAUGUUCCUCGCCUUGGUGUGCCUCAG
Chaetomium strumarium is the source of this 1586-nucleotide messenger RNA. RefSeq lists its product as uncharacterized. The coding region runs from base 427 to 1302 and encodes 291 amino acids. Gene Ontology annotation, cellular component: extracellular region. NCBI's taxonomy places the organism in Eukaryota, Fungi, Ascomycota, Sordariomycetes, Sordariales, Chaetomiaceae. The record is from RefSeq and is a predicted model, not a curated record. The transcript has a single exon. Gene Ontology annotation, molecular function: IgE binding.